Molecule: messenger RNA, 1635 nt
Organism: Penicillium olsonii
Lineage: Eukaryota; Fungi; Ascomycota; Eurotiomycetes; Eurotiales; Aspergillaceae
Source: the annotation of a GenBank genome assembly
AUGACUCAGAUGGAAUCCUCGCCUGUACCAUCCCUAGAGCCAAAAACCAUGGCUAAACGAGAAGACUCACCAGAGUCUCUUUGCGAGUCUCAAGAUAUUGAAUUCCGUUACCUGGAGCUGGACACACCCCUUCCAACGCCAUGUAUCAGUUUACCGCCGGGGCCCAAUCAGUCUCCGCCGCCUGAGCCACCCAGUUUGGAAAAAUACACGUCUCCUUUCCUUUGGCCCAAAUGGCGCAAGUCCAUGAUGACCUAUAUCGCCUGUGGCGUCACAGCACUGGCGGGUUAUGCGGCGGGUGAAGUCAGUCCUGCUUCGGAGGAAUUGACUGAAAUAUGGGGUAUCAGUACUGUGGUUUAUAAUUUGAGCAUCACGCUUUUCUGCUGUGGUUUCGCGCUCGCGCCAAUGGUGCUGGCACCGUUUUCGGAAAUUAAUGGACGGCGACCGAUUUUCAUCGCCAGCGGCGUGCUAUUUGUUGCCAGUUUGAUCGGCUGUGGCGGGACACAGUCUUUCGCCGGAUUACUCGUGGCUCGAUUUUUCCAGGGUGUUGGUGGCUCAACGUUCUCCACCAUGGUCGGCGGUGUAAUCAGUGACAUCUAUCACGCCCACGACCGCAACACGGCCAUGGCCCUCUUCUCGGCAUCUGCGCUCUUCGGAACUGGCCUGGCACCACUCAUCUCCGGUGUGAUUGUCACUCGAACCACCUGGCGCUGGGUCUUCUACUCGCAUGCCAUUGUUUCCGCGGCAUUCGUCGUCAUCAUUUUCUUUUUCUUCAAAGAAACCCGAGGCAGCGUCCUGCUCAGCCGAAAAGCCGCCAAGCUGAACAAGUAUUACGAGCAGCUGGAAGAAGCCGGUCAUCAUGGAGUCAUGCUGACCAGCGAAGAGUCGCCGGAUGAGAAGAGCAUUCGGCGCAUCAGAUGGAAGGUGAAGAGUGACGAGGAGCGAGCCUCGCUUCUUUCCAUGAUCAAGAUCUCGGUGUAUCGGCCAUUCCACAUGCUCUUCACCGAACCCGUCGUGUUCUUUUUCUCGUUGUGGGUAUCCUUCAGUUGGGCAGUUCUCUACCUGCAAUUCGGCUCUGUCCCACUCGUCUUCCGCACAAGCCAUAACUUCACAACUGAGCAAUCCGGCGCGGUCUUCACUUCGAUGUGCGUGGGCGUCAUCUUGAUCAGUGUCAUCAGUAUCUACCAGGAGCGCAUCGCCGCGCGCUUUGGUCUCAAGUCUGCCGCUGCCGAGGGUCGACUGUACUUUGUUUGUGUCGAAUCGGUACUCUUGCCUAUUGGCAUGUUCUGGUUUGGUUGGACAUCUUUCCCGUCCGUUCCUUGGAUUGUGCCUGCUAUGGCUGUUGGAUGUUCGACGAUGGGAAUUUUCUCAAUUUAUCUCGCCACUUUCAACUACCUCGCUGAUACCUACCACCGGUAUGCUAGCUCGGCGAUUGCGGCCCAGUCUUGCUGCCGAAAUCUGCUCGGUGGUGUAUUCCCACUAGUAACGAACGCCAUGUUCAACAACCUUGGAUUCCCCGAGGCAUCAAGUCUGCUGGGAGGAAUUGGAGCUGGUUUAACCUUGGUCCCCUGGGUGUUGGCCCUGUACGGACCCCAAAUUCGAGCCAAGAGUAAGCUCGCGAGUGAGCUCGCACACUGA